AUGUCGCCCACCACUGGAGUACCAUCACGUUCCAAGAACAGCCUACAGACCAUUUUAUUAAGGUCGCCCAGCGCAAUGCAACCACAACGUGAUGAAUGUGAGGUUCCACGUGCUGAGAGUGAAUGUGAGGUUAAACGUGCUGAGAGUGAAUGUGAUGAAUGUGAGGUUCCACGUGCUGAGAGUGAAUGUGAGGUUCCACGUGCUGAGAGUGAAUGUGAGGUUCCACGUGCUGAGAGUGAAUGUGAGGUUCCACGUGCUGAGAGUGAAUGUGAGGUUCCACGUGCUGAGAGUGAAUGUGAUGAAUGUGAGGUUCCACGUGCUGAGAGUGAAUGUGAGGUUCCACGUGCUGAGAGUGAAUGUGAGGUUCCACGUGCUGAGAGUGAAUGUGAGGUUCCACGUGCUGAGAGUGAAAGUGAGGUUCCACGUGCUGAGAGUGAACGUGAUGAAUGUGAGGUUCCACGUGCUGAGAGUGAAUGUGAGGUUCCACGUGCUGAGAGUGAAUGUGAGGUUCCACGUGCUGAGAGUGAAUGUGAGGUUCCCCGUGCUGAGAGUGAAUGUGAGGUUCCACGUGCUGAGAGUGAAUGUGAGGUUCCACGUGCUGAGAGUGAAUGUGAGGUUCCACGUGCUGAGAGUGAAUGUGAUGAAUGUGAGGUUCCACGUGCUGAGAGUGAACGUGAUGAAUGUGAGGUUCCACGUGCUGAGAGUGAACGUGAUGAAUGUGAGGUUCCACGUGCUGAGAGUGAACGUGAUGAAUGUGAGGUUCCACGUGCUGAGAGUGAACGUGAUGAAUGUGAGGUUCCACGUGCUGAGAGUGAACGUGAUGAAUGUGAGGUUCCACGUGCUGAGAGUGAACGUGAUGAAUGUGAGGUUCCACGUGCUGAGAGUGAACGUGAUGAAUGUGAGGUUCCACGUGCUGAGAGUGAACGUGAUGAAUGUGAGGUUCCACGUGCUGAGAGUGAACGUGAUGAAUGUGAGGUUCCACGUGCUGAGAGUGAAUGUGAUGAAUGUGAGGUUCCACGUGCUGAGAGUGAACGUGAUGAAUGUGAGGUUCCACGUGCUGAGAGUGAACGUGAUGAAUGUGAGGUUCCACGUGCUGAGAGUGAACGUGAUGAAUGUGAGGUUCCACGUGCUGAGAGUGAACGUGAUGAAUGUGAGGUUCCACGUGCUGAGAGAGAACGUGAUGAAUGUGAGGUUCCACGCGCUGAGAGUGAACGUGAUGAAUGUGAGGUUCCACGUGCUGAGAGUGAACGUGAUGAAUGUGAGGUUCCACGUGCUGAGAGUGAACGUGAUGAAUGUGAGGUUCCACGUGCUGAGAGUGAACGUGAUGAAUGUGAGGUUCCACGUGCUGAGAGUGAACGUGAUGAAUGUGAGGUUCCACGUGCUGAGAGUGAACGUGAUGAAUGUGAGGUUCCACGCGCUGAGAGUGAACGUGAUGAAUGUGAGGUUCCACGUGCUGAGAGUGAACUGGGUGGAUGCUGGCCUCAUCAGGGCCGCCCUAUCCCUGUUGACAAGUCACAUGUGCCACGACGAGAAUGUAAGAUUAAAAUCCGCUUUGUGUUUUGA
Molecule: messenger RNA, 1563 nt
Organism: Procambarus clarkii (red swamp crayfish)
Lineage: Eukaryota; Metazoa; Arthropoda; Malacostraca; Decapoda; Cambaridae
Source: RefSeq, a predicted model, not a curated record